UCAAUAUCGUUUAAAAAUAAAUCGUAUUAAAGAUUUUUAUCAUAAUGUUCUAUUUAAAUGUUAUUAUCAAAAUAAAAAUAUACAUAAUCAAGGUUUAAUUAAAUUAAAUGUUGAACAUAUUCAAUUACCACCAAUUAUUUCUUACAUACCAAAUAAUCAAACAGUAUCAAUUGGUGUUGAAGUUAUAUUUUCAUGUCAAUCUAAUAAUGAUGUUAAUAUUCAAUGGUGGUUUAUACCUUAUAAUCGUCCAUAUAAAAUAAUUAAAAUAAAUAAUAAUAAUAAUAAUAAUAAUAAUAAUAAUAAUAAUCAAAAAUAUCGAAUUGAAACAAAUCAUGAUUUAAUUAUUCAACAUGUUGAAAAGUGA
Molecule: messenger RNA, 364 nt
Organism: Rotaria sordida
Lineage: Eukaryota; Metazoa; Rotifera; Eurotatoria; Philodinida; Philodinidae
Source: the annotation of a GenBank genome assembly